Molecule: messenger RNA, 1849 nt
Organism: Exophiala oligosperma
Lineage: Eukaryota; Fungi; Ascomycota; Eurotiomycetes; Chaetothyriales; Herpotrichiellaceae
Exons: 1
Coding region: 223-1686 (487 amino acids)
Biological process (GO): intra-Golgi vesicle-mediated transport
Cellular component (GO): COG complex
Source: RefSeq, a predicted model, not a curated record
CUCAUAGUUGAUCAUUCCAAGUUCGUCUACCAAUGAACGUGCGCAUUGCCUUUCUACAUUGAUUCUCCAGUUGAACAUUCCGCUCGCUGUCUACGAGUAGCAUUAACCCGUUUGCUGCAGAAUAAAGCUGAUUAAGGCUGCACCCGGAAGACAGUAUCUCAACCGCGAUGGAAUGAUAACCGCGGCCAGCAGCACCAUACAAGAGGUCUGUCUUGGUUCACCAUGGCUGCACAAGGCCCUGGAGGAAGUGGAGGAACUACAUCGACCUACAUCGAUCUCGACUACAUCACCUCCAAUGACUUUUCACCCCAUCAACAUGCCAACAAUCUAGUCCUUGCCACGAACAAUCCAUCUGAUCCAACCAUCGACUUAACAACACCUUUGUCUCGAGUACUCUUCGAUCUCCAGGAGAUAGAUUCCCAUAUUCACACUUUGACUUCGCGUUCCGCUCUCGAUAUUCUGACUUACACGUCUGCUCAAAACGCGGCUGCUCAGCGCAUACUUGGUAGGGUCGAGGAAGAGCGAAAACGACUCAACGAGAGUUAUGCCCGGCUCGAGAAGGAAAUCCUUGUCCGCCAUCAGAGAGCUGUUGAUGCGAAAGUCACCGCUCAACGGAGUCUUGAAGCCAUCCGAUUAGGCCGCGUCGUACAACGCAUCCUCGGACUUGCAAGACAAUUCGAGAUUAUACUCGCUGAUUCUGGACUGAAUACUCAUGGCAAGCAGGGCAAGGAAGACCACGGCAGCCUAGUCAGAGCCUCACUUUCAAUUCUCGCAUUCCGCGAUGCAAUGAGUGGAGCUGAUGGCCCCGACCUGGCUCGAAUCAACAUAGUCAAGACGUUGCGUGGCAAGGUGUUUGAGGACGGAGAGGCAAAGAUACUGGAUUUUGCUCGACGUGUUGUCCGCGAAUUUUCAAUGAGCACGCUAUCUUCAAUACACGCGGCUGGGGGAGCCGCACCUGGUCCGACUUUUCGAGAAGCCGAGCACAGUCGCGCACGUUUCUCCAGUGCCACUCAUAUCCUAUACUUGUUAUCUCCUGCACCCAGGAUUGACGGCGAGAAAAUGACCAAGAAAGAUUUCGAACCAGAAUAUCUACUGCGUGCUUUACAAAGCUACCUGCAGACGGCUAUAACGUCGAGCUCAGCAGCCAUCGGUCGAGCAUUGGGGCAGCUGCCGAUGCUGGACAGAGCAUUGCUAGAAGCGAGCGCGCGAUGCCAGAAUGUGGUGGCUUUGGAGGUGUUAUUACGGGGGAUAGUGCCCCCUGAGCAUCCGUUACUCCAAGUUGAAGAAAAAGCAAGUAUCGAGGAAGACGACAGUGGUGAUGAUGAUGAGGAUGAUUCUGCAACGCACAGCAACGCAUCAGGUGAAGAAACAUUCCUCGCCCUCCUUCUCAACGCUCUCGACACAGCCUCGCUACCGUCCUAUUUCUGGAGAUCCCUGGCUUCGUCGCUAUCGUCUCGAGUGUCCGAGAUCUUGAACCGAGGUGGGGUAUCUGCUCGCACGCUCAAAAGUCAACGCGAGACUGUAAGGGCUGAGAUACGCGAGUGUGUUCUCCGAGGAUCUAGAAUGCCAAAGUCUGUGGUUUUGGGAGAUGCCAGGGCGACUGCUAUAGGGGAGGAACCUGUUGGAAACUGGGAGCGAGAAGCUGCCGUCAUGGUGCAAAGCGUGGUAGGACUUCUAGGACGUUGAAUGGACCUCGCCGGCAGGGAGGCUUGGCCCAGAAAAUUGGAUUACCAGAGGCCAGAAUGAUUGCCCUCGAGUUUUAUACAUGAGUGAAGAUUAUGCAAUAGCCACUCCCAACCGCAGGAUCAACAUUGAUCAAGGUUUGCAAAGAAAUCAUUGCAUCCCUUAU